AUGGCUCCUAAGAGGCAAGUUAUUACAAUUGAGCAGAAAAAAGCUUCCAUCCUCAAAUUCUUCCAGGAUGAUUUCGCAUUCUAUAGCAUGAAAGAUUUGGAGAAACUGAUACCAAAGAAGUGUGCUGGCGUAUCUCCAGUAAUUGUUAAAGAGCUAGUUACUGCAAUGAUUGAAGAAGAUGGUGUUAUUUCCUGUGAAAAAUGCGGCCAAAUUAACGUGUACUGGUGCUUUAAAAAUCAAGUUGUUAACAAGAUUUAUAAUGCCGCUGAACAUCUCAAAGCAGAUAAAUUAAAAAUUCAGGGGGAGAUCUAUUCAACGAAUGAUAUCUUAAAUAUUACUAUUGCUACUACAAGACAGGAAGAAUUUGAAGUGGAUGGAGAAAACUUUAACAGAAACAGACUCCUAGAAUCGAAAAGAUUAUUAGAAAAAGCGAUAAUACAAAAACAAAGAAAGUUAGAGGAUUUGGAGGAUAUAAGAUGGGAUUCACAUAAAAUCAUUGAUAAAAAAAGGGAGAUAAAUAGUCUCAUCUCAAUGAUUGAUAUAGCAACAGAUAAUAUGGAACUCCUCGUUGUGUAUUUAUCCAAAAGAAGUUGUUUAGAGUCUUCUCAGAUAAGACAGGAGCUUUCCAUCCCCAGUGAGUUUCAACAGUAUGAAAUGAUAGCAUUGUAA
Messenger RNA from Nakaseomyces glabratus, 669 nucleotides. RefSeq names its product Mnd1p (gene MND1). Gene Ontology annotation, molecular function: double-stranded DNA binding. The record is from RefSeq and is a predicted model, not a curated record. Gene Ontology annotation, biological process: reciprocal meiotic recombination. Lineage: Eukaryota; Fungi; Ascomycota; Saccharomycetes; Saccharomycetales; Saccharomycetaceae.